Molecule: messenger RNA, 5197 nt
Organism: Schistosoma haematobium
Lineage: Eukaryota; Metazoa; Platyhelminthes; Trematoda; Strigeidida; Schistosomatidae
Exons: 2
Coding region: 435-983 (182 amino acids)
Biological process (GO): mitochondrial translational elongation
Cellular component (GO): mitochondrial matrix
Molecular function (GO): translation elongation factor activity; protein binding
Source: RefSeq, a predicted model, not a curated record
UCGUUACGGUGAGCGCCUAAGACGUCCGAACCUUAUCAACCUGUAUCUUAGAACACGAGGUGAAGUUAUAUUGGCACUUUAUAUCUAUAAUAACGAUUCGGAUGUUAAUAUGUCUAAUAUCUAUGUUCCCUCCAGAAAUAAUCAUCCCCAAGGCCAAAGCACGAAGGUUCCAAGACCAUUAUCUCAUAAACCUAGAGUACGGCUCCGUUUUUUCAUCGAGCGGUCCAUGACUUGAACGCCUUACCCGAACAAGUGGUAUCAGCCUCAUCAGAGAAUAUUUUCAAGUAGCUGGACUUUCACUGUUAAACAAGCUGCAAGGAUUAACACACGUACACAGACUGUCCUUAUUAAUGAAGAAUGAUUGAAGACAAAGAUAUUGGAUACUGAAACACUGCCUAACGAGGCCAACUGUUAAAUGUUGUUGUUACAUAAACAUGAAUGUGUUGAUUUUUCCUACCUUGGCAUGCAAGACAUCUAAAUUCUGUGUCCAUAUUCGGCUCUUCUCUCAAGCAGCUGACAAAGCAUUACUAUACAAACUGCGCAAAUUGACAGGCUUCACUUUUUCGGCUUGCAAAGAAGCUCUCAUCAAACAUGAAAAUGAUCUUGAUAGGGCAAAAGAAUGGUUAGCUAGCGAAGCUGUUAGUCGAGGAUGGGAAAAAGCAGGAAAACUAGCCGGAAGAGCGAUGAAUGAGGGUCUUCUAGGGGUCCUAGGUUCUCGAAGUCAUGCUAUUAUUGUCGAAGUCAAUUGUGAAACUGAUUUCGUCGCAAGAAACCAUUCAUUCCAGUCUUUAGUUGCCACAGCAGCUGAAACUGUUUUGACUAACUACAAUGUAAGUCCGAUUACACUAGUUAGUAAACAUUGGUCUGUAUCCUGUCCGUACGUCUUUUUUUCCACACUUUCAUUUGGCGAUAAAAAUAUGCAGAUAGGACGACUUAAAAGUAUAUUUUCUGCAACUAGUGUAAAAAUGGUGAAAACUCAGUAAGGUCCUGCUAUCGAUGCUUCGUUUUUAAUCUCGGGAUUUUGUAAUAAUACUAUUUUGAAUUAAGAUACAAAAUAGUCCAAAUACUUGUCUCCUGAUCUUUGGUUUUGUUUAUUAAAUUUAUUUCUAUCAAUAUUGUUUGGACACCAGGAUAAAACAUCGCACCACACAACUCAUUGAAAUUGUGGGCUGGGAUACUACUCGGAUGCUCAAGCUAAAGUAAGUGGUUUUAGGGAGCCAGUGCCCGAACCUUUAACUCAGAGGUCUAAUCCAUAACGAAGUGGAUCAACGUUAGAUGUUGUCCAGUUGUAGCUGUUGACCAAGAAUAGGUUCAUACGCCAUUCGUUCCCUCAGAAUCACUGAGCCCAUAUGCUCCAUUGAUUUGGGAUCACGGUUUUCGAACUCUCCUAGGUGGGUUCUUCGUACUCACCAACUCAGUUUAAGCGUCGGGUGUUCGCUUUUCGUUACUUCAACUUCGUAAACAACACAUCCGCGACAAGGUGGUGAGGAGGAUUUCCCUUGCAGUGGUUAUGUACUCGUGGCCGUGUGAGAUCAUUUCGAGAGAGAGCAGACUAUCCGUACUCUCGGCCGUACCAGAGCGUGUGGGAGAUGGUAUAUUAAGACUUUUAGCCAUUACGUUGUAUUGUGAAUUAUCACAUUAAUUGUAUAAACGUCCCCGUAUGAGAAAUAAGUACGUGUCAGAAUUUGUAUUUUACUUUGGUACAACGCGUUGCUAAUAAAAUGCAGCUAAGCAGCGGGGGAAACUAACGCAAAAGUCGAUGUGUAGCUUUCAUGAUAACCUAAAAGUUGUAACCAUCCUGCUUUUUAGUGUUACAACCCGGUUUCUCAGUUCCCAGCCAAUAGUUACUCAGCUUAUGAUGUCUAUCGUAUAUGAUACUCCUGAAACUCGACUAAGUUGGUGUGAAGCUACUUAACAUCUCAAAAUUGCUUUAUUAGCUUUCAAGAUAUCCUACUUUGUAAGUGAAAUAUGGCUUAUAUUAUGCACAUCGGCCAGUCAUUCCAGUUAAAAUCCUUUAAAACCGUUCUUUUGGCUGCUGUUCGAUUAGACAAACUCUAAUAACUACACUUUACCCCCAUGAAAUCCUCAGAUUUUAAGAUCGUAUAAUUCCUGAUAAUUGCUAUGUAGGAUGAUUUUAAAUUUCCUUAAUAAAUAAACCUACAACUCAUAUAAAGUCUCCCAAAAAUUCCUCUGUUAUUGAUUAGUCAGCCUCCAAUUUCAUUUACGUAUCUUGGUUCGUAGAUUAUGAGUUUCAUUAUUACGGUCACUACGAGGUUAUUCAUCAAAAUAUCUUCAGUUGUUUAGUGUUGCUGUACUAGUAUUUGGUCAAAGAUGCCUUAGAAAUAUUGCUCGCAUCUGCUGGGAUCACUGGGUAAGUAACAGUGAGGUUAGACACAGGGUAUUAGGGAAUAAUGGUAAAUCAAUUGAUAAGGUUGUGAAUUUACAUCGACUGAGAUGGUUAGGCUACCACUGACUACCACGGCGCGCAAUACUGACUGGUGUUGGAGACGGUUGGAAGAAAUUUAGGGGCGGCCAAACCAAAACGUGGCACCAGCCCUUGAAGUAACUAACUUCUGAUCUGAGCCUUGUUGGUAGAUACAGACUACUUGGUUGAGGUCCACGCGACGAUCAUAACCAAUGGCUGGAGACUGGGUGACAUGGCUAAGAAUCAAUCACAACGGCGUAGGUGUAUACACUCUUUGUCUUCCACCAAACCAUGAGAUUAAAAUUACUUUAUGUCUUUCUUUCUACGAACAAAUUCUUUCGCUCUGUAUUGUAUCCUUAUAUGCAAUCUUUCUCUCAUAUAUUAUUGCCAUUGAAGUAACUACCUUUAUGAAUUUGGUGAUUAUGUUGUUGUGCUAAUGAGGUGUGGCAAUUUGGACUGAUGUAUAUAUGUGCCUUAUCCUAUGUUAUAGCUGACUAACUGACCGAUAGCUGUUGGGUUCAGCUUACUUGAUUAUGACUUAAGCAAAGCGUACGGCUUGGUGAGUGCAAUAAAAUCUGGCGAUUUUUCCCACUGAAUGCUGUUUAAAAUUACCUAGUGAUACAUAUAUUUGAGUCGACAUACUUUGAAAAAGCGUUCUGAAUUUCGCUCUGUCGUAGUGAAUUUAACUAAUCAUGGACAAGUUCACUUAAUCGUUCAUUUGCAUGUCCGAACUGAUAUACAUAUAGAUAAUUGUCUCCAAGUAUAUUGUAACUUGCCGUUUGAAGUUAACUCGAUAUCUCUUUACUUAAUCUAUUGUAAGCAUCCACUUUUUUUAGUUGUUUCAGAAGCAUAUACUACAAACGAAUAUCAUCAAAUACUUUGGUGAAUUAGGUUUCCUGUUGAAUUGAUAAUGCAGUCUGAAAAAUUGACUGUAUCCAGUUGAAAACUGAGCCUUCAAUUAUUUGAUUUGGUAUGUACGUAUGUGAACUCACAAAACCCGGUCAAUGUUUUGGAUGGUUCGAAAUUAAACGAUGAAAAGCCAAAAGCUUUAGUCUAGGAUAUUUAAAUACACGAUAAUAUAUAAAUCUUGAAUUCUCAACUUGUUCAUGUUCUUUGACUUUCCUCGUUACAAAUGCCCUUCAAACAAAUAAUACUUUUAUAUUCCUCAAACUAUCUAUAAUAUAAUAAAGAAUGAUAAUUCUGUCUUUAAUAUGCCAGAUCACCACAAUAAAUAAUAAUACCCAGGUACAUAGAUUGAAGUAAAUGUACACUCAGCAUUUGUUCAUAUCUGCUUUACUGCCUUGUUUUUGCUUUUAUUUAAGGGGCCUACUAAAUUAUCGUUGGAUUCCGACCAGUUGGAUAAGUUGGUAACCUCCAACUCCUCUACCUUGAAAGAUAUUACGGUUGCAGCCAUGGGAUCUAUUGGUGAAAGUAUUCGACUAAAAAGAGCUGUCGGACUUUGUGUCCCUGAUAACACUAGCACAAGUUGUCUGGCUAUUUAUUCACACACGAGCUCAGAGAGUAUAUUACAAGGGAUACGAGAUGUCCGCUUUGGAAAGUAUGCUGCUAUCAUUCGCUAUAGACCAUUGAAUGACAAACCUGCCAAUGAUCCAUGGUAUGAACGAGCUUCACGUUUGGGGAGACAAGUUUGUCAGCAUAUUGUUGGCAUGAAUCCAAAUCCUGGAUUAGAAUCUGUUGAAAAUCCAGCUGCCGAUCCGGAAGAAGAGAAAUCUCUUCUGCUACAACCCUUCCUAUUAGAUGAAACUAUAUGUGUGGGCAAACAUUUAUCACGGAAUGAAAUGGUCCUUGAAGACUUUGUUCGUGUUGAAUGCGGAGAGGAUGAUCGAGUUGAUAAUUCAAAGAAUGUGUAGAAAACGGGAGUGCGAUUACUACAUAAUCAUCUUGAACAUGUAUAUUCAGGAUAAUUGUAAUUAUAAUCCACACUUAUCAAAUAAACUGUAACUUGUUUAUAUUACUUUCUGUACAGAAUUAGUUAGUAUUGUUAAUAGUGUGAACAAUCAUCUAUCAAAUGGAUUUCUUCAAGGCAUUUAGCGACGAUAGUCUGAGAUAUUUCCUCAGGUUCUUUUCAAAACUUUUCUUUCCUAAAUUUUAUAUUAUUAUGUUUUCGAACAAGAUCAGACUGCUGUUCAAAUACGUUGAUGUUGUCAUAUUUUUAAUUAAUUUACUUUUGGGGUACAUAGUUAUUUAGAAAUUGCUCGUUUGAAUAUAUAUGGUAUUCAUCUUAUGUGGAAUGCAAAUCUUUGUAUUAUAUUCUUAUUAGGAUUUCAGUUAUCGUUUCCGAUGAGCUUUAGCGCUUACUGAAGAAUAUUCAAAUGUGAAUAUAAAAUCUUAAAAUCUAUCGAGUUCAUAAGGCUUUUUGUAAAAUUUCAAAUUCUUAAUAUUAACCACUUAAAAUAUGAUUAUCCACUGGUUCGUCAGUCAGUACGAAUAUGCUUAAAUCGAGUUUUAGUGCGACUGAUUUACCAUGUACAGGCUUAUUUAUUCAUAUUCUAGCCACUCUACGUAAUGGCUAUUGGUACUGUAGUGAGCUCCGCUCAUAAGGACGUUUGUAAGUAGUGUGUAGCGGAACGUGGUGUCGGAGUUGCAACAGUUGUCGGACAGAGUGGUGAGUUUCAGUAUAUUGAAAGCACGGUGUUGGCCAGUCGAGAAGACAAUUCAAAUUGUAGAACACAUCGGAAGAUGCAAAUGGACGAUUGAAGGCUAUGUAUAUCUACUAUGUAAACUUUGUAACUUCUUGCUAUAAACAUACAU